This is a messenger RNA of Neurospora tetraspora, 3213 nucleotides long. Its product is annotated as adaptin N terminal region-domain-containing protein. The record is from RefSeq and is a predicted model, not a curated record. Lineage: Eukaryota; Fungi; Ascomycota; Sordariomycetes; Sordariales; Sordariaceae. Gene Ontology annotation, cellular component: membrane coat; AP-3 adaptor complex; endosome membrane. Gene Ontology annotation, biological process: Golgi to vacuole transport; protein targeting to vacuole; intracellular protein transport. The coding region runs from base 1 to 3213 and encodes 1070 amino acids. The transcript is spliced from 4 exons.
AUGCCCCCUAGGUUCGAAAAGUCACUGUACGACCUCAUCCGAGGUCUGCGUAACCACAAGGGAAACGAAAAGGAGUACAUCCAGAACUGCCUGAAAGAAUGUCGUUCCGAGAUCAAAAGCCAGGACAUGGAUGUCAAGGCCACGGCCCUGCUCAAGAUCAUAUACCUCGAGAUGAACGGCCAUGACAUGUCCUGGGCUUCCUUCCACGUUCUCGAGGUCAUGUCCUCGCCCAAAUACCACCAGAAGCGCGUUGGAUAUCUCGGCGCCGUCCAGAGCUUCAAGACCGAUACAGAAGUGCUCAUGCUAGCCACCAACCUCCUCAAGAAGGACCUCUCGGCCUCCUCUCCGAUAGUCAUCUCGCUCCCAAUCGCCGCGCUCCCACAUAUCAUCACGCCAUCUCUCGCCCUCUCCGUACUAGCAGAUUUACUGCCACGUCUCAGUCACUCGCAUUCAGCUAUUAGGAAGAAGACCAUCGUUACACUAUACAGACUAGCCUUGGUAUACCCAGAGACCCUUCGAGCAGCAUGGCCCAAAAUCAAGGAGCGACUUAUGGACAAGAACGAGGACCCGAGCGUUACAGCGGCCAUCGUGAACGUGGUGUGUGAACUAGGUUGGCGGAGACCCCAGGAUUUCUUGCCCUUGGCUCCGCGCCUGUUCGAACUAUUGGUAGAUGGGGGGAACAACUGGAUGGCGAUAAAGUUGAUCAAACUGUUUGCGACCCUCACCCCUCUAGAGCCGCGUCUCGUCCGAAAACUAUUGCCACCCCUGACCGAUCUGAUCCGAACAACGCCGGCAAUGUCCCUAUUAUACGAGUGUAUCAACGGCAUCAUACAAGGAGGCAUCCUUGGAGACUCGGAAGACGAUGGAAGGGAGGAAAUUGCUAGCCUAUGUGUUUCCAAGCUUCGGGGCAUGAUCACUUUCAAUGGCGAUGCCAACUUAAAAUAUGUGGCUCUCUUGGCCUUCAACAGAAUCGUGGUCACGCACCCGUUCCUUGUUGCUCAGCAAGAGGACGUGAUCAUGGAGUGCAUCGACAGCGAAGAUAUAACUAUUAGGAUAAAGGCCCUAGACCUGGUACAGGGGAUGGUCAGCAGCGAUAACCUGGUGUCUAUUGUCAGCCGGCUUAUGAGGCAGCUCAAGACGUCCACAAACUCGAACAAUGAUCAGUUGGACGACCUAUCAACCGACUCGAGCGAAGAGAUGGGCGCGGAACGACGGUCUCGGAAGAGAGAUGAGGCUCCUCCUCUCCCCGAAGACUAUACAAUUGACGUUAUUGGCAGGAUCCUGAAGAUGUGCUCGCAGGACAACUACUCCAAUGUGGUCGACUUUGACUGGUACAUCGACGUACUUACACAACUCAUCCGGAUUGCUCCGGCGUCUCGUAAGGAGGUUGACUCGGACGGUAUGGCACUGGGAGCGAAAUCUACCACAGCCGAUAUCGGGGAGAGCAUUGGCAAUGAGCUCAGAAACGUGGCCGUCAAGGCGAAGGCAGUGAGAGUUGCCGCUGUCCGGGCUGCCGAGCUUAUAAUCGCAAAGUUAGCGAUGGAAUCCACUUCACACCAAGUGACAUCAGGUUCACUGAAGCCUGUUGCUUGGAUCGCCGGAGAAUACGCAUAUCACCUAUCAAACCCAAGCGACACACUCAAUCACCUACUACAGUUAAUACCGCGCAUCAGACCCCCAGAGGUUCUCGCAACCUGCCUGCAGGCCUCCAUGAAGUUGUUCGCGCUGAUUGCUGGAAACGACCAAACAUCCUGGACAGCAGAACGGAAGUCGAUGGUAUCUCUGCUCAUGGCGCGGGUCAUCCAUACAUAUGAGCCCCUAGUGCUUCAUCCAUCUCUUGAGGUCCAGGAACGAGCGGUAGAGUUUACCGAGCUCCUGAAACUCACCGCCGAGGCAGCAUCGGCACAGGCGCCAUCAACAGACGAACUCGAACAAGACCCACCACUCCUUCUCACACAAGCGAUACCCUCUCUCUUCCAAGGCUGGGAGUUGAACUCCGUUGCAGUUGGCGCUCAGCUGAAUGUCCCAAUGCCGGAGGGCCUGGACUUGGACGAACCUAUUCAUCCUAACCUCGGCAGUUUGCUGGCACAAGCAGACUCGCUGAUGCUUCCCAUCCAGGAAGACGACGAAUUCGCGGCUUACUACAACGAAAAGGCGGCCCCGACCAGCAUCUCCAGUGAGCCAGCAAUCAACAGACUGAGGGAUGCGCCCGAGACGAUAUCUUCCGGUUCCUACCAGCAAGCGACAGAGGAUAGCUACCUCGACGCUGACAUUAUCGCCCGUCGGAAGGCCGAACGAGCAGAGCGCAACCGUGACGACCCAUUCUACAUCGGCGACCUAGGCAGUCCUUCUCGCUCACAAGGCACUUCUACACCCAUACACAACAUCCUGCAAAACGAAAACGGUCCAGACCUCGACAUCGACUCCAUCCCCAUCAUGAAGCUCGAUCUCGGUGCCAUCAGCUCCUCCGGCGUCGGCGCCGGCGCCGGCGCUCCCGGAACAUAUCAGCAACCCAAACCCAAAUCACGCCCACAGAUCGUCGUCGCAGCAGACGAAACACUUGUCGGCAGCCGUCCCUCCACACCGCGAACGGGAAGCCAGCAUGACUCCGACGCCGAUCCCUCCAGCACCAGCGCCAAAUCCCGCGCGGCCAAGAAACUCAAGCAAUCACUUCUACAAGUUGACUCAAGCCACUUGCGCAACCUCAGCUUAGAAGCCAGCCAGUCGGAUGAUUCCGGUGCUCUCCCGCACGAGAAGCUGGCAGAGACCGAUGCCGAAAUGGCAAAGGCCAUGAAGGAAGUCCAGCGGCUAAGAUUAGAGAUGCAGAGGGCUAACGAGAGGAUACAAGUCGCUCAAGGUGUGCCGACGGAGGGAGUGGUGGUUAAGAGUAAGAAGAAGAAGAAGGAUAAGGAGGGCAAGAAGGCGAAGGCGAAGUUGGAAGGGGGUGAUGGGAUUGAUGACGAGAAGGAGAAGAAGGUGAAGAAGAAGAAAAAGAAGGCGGAGGCGGAGGCGGCAGAGGGAGCGGAAGGAGGAGUGGUGAUAGAAGGGGAACCGGUGGGUGGAGAGGGAGAGGGAGAGGCGGUGACUGUUAAGAAGAAGGAAAAGGAGAAGGUUAAGAAGAAGAAGCCGAAGAGGAUUAUACAGCUUGAUGAUGACGCUGGGACUGGGACUGGGAUUGGAGCUGAAGCUGGAGUUGAAGCUGGUGAGCCAUAG